UAAAAAGACAUCUCUCAGUUCGUGACCUUGGUCCGAGAGGGGAAGGAAAAGUUUUACACUUGGGGUCCGUUCCUAUUUUGCGGCUUGACCCGUGUUUUGCUUCAUUCCACGAUGGUGCCGCUCUCGAGAGUUAAAGGCAUAAAAGAGUCUGGUGUAUUCCAUAAUACGAAUCAGUAUUUCGCUUUCCUUCGGAUAUCAUGGUUGCUGUUCACAUUUUCAUUGUUCCUAUUGACACAUACCUCGGACGCAUCCAUUCGACACCACAAAAGACACGUCACACACCAUAAAUUCCCCGAUGGCAAUGUGACUGUUGGGUUGCAUUCCAGUACAAUAGAUGAGGGACCCUGGAGUGAUUGGAGUGAGAGCAGUGAGUGCACCAGGACGUGCGGAGGAGGAGUUGCUUUCCAAACCAGAACGUGCACUAGAACAAUAGAAAAUGGAUUGCCAGUAUGCACCGGGCCAUCCAAGCGAUACCUGUCCUGCAAUAUUCAGGAUUGUCCCGAAGGCUCCAAAGAUUUCCGUGAAACGCAAUGCGCCAAAUUCGAUUCCAUUCCAUUUGGCGGGAAAUAUUUCAAUUGGAUUCCAUAUAAAAAAGGUUUCAAUGAGUGCGAGCUCAACUGCAUGCCGAAAGGUGGAGAUAAAUUCUAUUACCGGCAUUCCCAGGCGGUUUUGGAUGGGACAAGGUGCAGAGAAGAUUCCUUGGAUGUUUGCGUUCAGGGAGUCUGUAUGGCUGUUGGAUGCGACAUGAUGCUGGGCUCUGAUGUCAAGGAAGACAAAUGCCAGGAAUGCGGAGGGGAUGGAAGUAACUGCAAGACCAUUGAAGGCGUGUUUGAUCUAAAAAAUCUGCAAGUAGGCUACAAUGACAUCAUUUUGAUACCCACCGGAGCUACUUCCAUCAAAAUUAAAGAACUGGAACCUUCAAAUAAUUAUUUGGCUAUAAGAAAUUCAACUGGCUAUUAUUAUUUGAAUGGAAAUUGGCAAAUCGAGUUUCCCAGAACUCUGAAAUUUGCUGGCUCUCACUUUUAUUAUGAAAGGGUACCAAGGGGCUAUGUUGGACAAGAAUCAAUUGAAGCGCCCGGUCCCAUAACAGAACCUAUAUAUAUAUCCCUUUUGUAUCAGCAAAAGAAUUUAGGUAUCAGCUACGAGUACUCUGUUCCACUUGGAAUCAGUAAUACUCAGCCGGACAACUAUGUAUGGGUCUAUUCGAAUUUUGGUGCUUGCAGUCGAUCUUGUGGCGGAGGUAUCCAAACAAGAAGUGUGAAUUGUGCCACUUCGUCAUCCUAUGAAGUUGUUGCGGACUAUUUAUGUGAUGUUGCCUAUAAACCGCCUACUAAUCAGACCUGUAAUUUGAUACCGUGUGCUGCUCAAUGGCAUGUAUCUACUUGGGAUGAAUGCUCCAAAUCUUGUGAUGGCGGUGUUCAGUACAGACAAGUUCAUUGUCAAAGGGAGAGCCAAGGCUUGGGAGUUGUAGUGCCCGAUUCGGAGUGUUCGACUACCCAAGGUGCAAAACCUGUGUAUGCAAGAGCUUGCAAUGACAAUCCUUGUCCAAGAUGGAAGAUUGGAGAAUGGUCUUCAUGUGACAAAUUAUGCGGAGAAGGUAUCCAACGGAGGGAAGUCGAGUGCAACAUGAAAGUGGCUGAUGAUAUCGAUAAAGUCAUCAGUAAAGAGUUCUGCAAGGAGGAGGAGCCAGUCUCUGAACAAGUCUGUCACCUGAGGCCAUGUGAAGAAACGGAGUGGAUAGUAUCGGAGUGGAGUGGAUGUGAUGGCGUUUGUGGCUUAACAAUGGAAUCCCGCGCCGCCUAUUGCGCCAGUCAGGAUGGAAAAAUCCAUGAUGAAAAAAUGUGCAUUGGCAAAAUCAAACCGUCUUUGGAGAGGAAGUGUCCCAACCAUCAACACUGUGAAAGCAUGUGGCACGCUUCGGAAUGGAGUGAGUGUUCUGCUGCGUGUGGAAGAGGCAUGAAAACCAGAACGGUCUUCUGCGGUUCCUGGAGGAACGGAGAAAUACAUAAAGUUUCUGAUGAUCUUUGCGAAGCUUCUAAGAAAAUGAAAUCCGAAGAGGAAUGCUAUGGCAACAGAUGCGGUGGAACCUGGUUUACUGGGCCUUGGUCUAGGUGCUCUGUUCCAUGUGGAGGAGGGCAGCAGAAAAGGAAAGUGAUGUGCGUGUUCCAAGAUGCUAUCGUCUCCCAUUCCAGAUGCGACAUUCAAUCUCAGCCAGAUGACGUGCAACCCUGCCACAUGCAUCCUUGCGAUGAAGAUGAGGUAAUGAUAGUAGGAGGGUGUCACAAAUCAAAGUAUGGUUGUUGCCCGGAUGGUGUUACCACUGCAGGACGAAAUGACGAAGGCUGUCCACCUGAUACUUCAGAACAAAACUGCACAAAAACUGAAUUCGGUUGCUGUGUAGAUGGGAAAACACCAGCUGCAGGUCCCUUUGGAAAGGGAUGUCCGAGAACGGUCAACUGCAAUGAAACUAAAUAUGGGUGUUGUCCAGAUGGCAUUACUCCAUCAAAAAGUGAAGACCUACGAGGUUGUUAUGAAAACUGCGAAGACUCAUUAUGGGGUUGUUGUCCAGACGGUUUCACUCCUGCUCUUGGCACAAAUAAUGAAGGUUGUAGUAGCAUUGAAAUCAGCUGUAAGGACUCACCCUUUGGAUGUUGUCCUGAUGGCGUUACCCAUGCCACUGGGUCUGACUAUGAUGGAUGCGAUUUGGAUGUAUCUUCAGGAGAAGAUUGCACUUACUCUGAACAUGGCUGCUGCCCUGAUGGCAUUACUCCUGCAGAAGGCAAAAACUUGGAAGGAUGUCCAGAAAAGUCUAGAAAAGGUAAAAGAUCCCAUUGCGAAUCUUCCCUUUAUGGUUGCUGCCCAGAUGGUGUGACCCCUGCUGACGGCAAAGAUUAUCUUGGGUGUUUUGAAGGCAGUGGUGAUAUUGGAAAUGACUGUCAAAAUACUUUAUAUGGUUGUUGUCCUGAUGAUACUACCGCUGCUGAAGGUCCACACUUUGCUGGAUGCCCUAUACCAAAAAGUCAUGGCAACCAUACGCACCAUGAAGAGGCUCACUGUAGUCGCCAUCCAUAUGGGUGUUGCAGAGAUGGAAAAUCCGUUGCAAAAGGACCAAAUUAUUUGGGUUGCAGAGAUACAGAGAGCAGUUUUGAUCAACAUUGUUCUAAUACAGUAUUUGGUUGUUGUUUUGAUGGCAAAACUCCAGCUCAAGGACCUAAUAAGUUCGGGUGCUGUCACAUAUCUCAGUAUGGAUGCUGUCCUGAUAAUGUAACUGUUGCCUCUGGGCCGUACCAUGCUGGCUGCAGCUGUCAUACUUACCCUCAUGGAUGCUGUCCUGAUGGAGUAACUGUUUCCAAAGGCCCAAGAUUCGAAGGGUGUUCUUGUGAUCACUCAGCAUAUGGCUGCUGUCAAGAUGGUUAUUCAUAUGCAAAAGGACCAAAUUUUGAGGGAUGUGAUUGCAAAAACACGCUUUAUGGCUGCUGUCCUGAUAACUUAACACCAGCAAUGGGACCUCAUGGAAAGGGAUGCGAAUGUCACAAUCUUCGGUUUGGUUGCUGCCCUGAUGGCGUCAUGCCAGCUUUUGGAGCCAAUCAUACUGGAUGUCCAUGCAAAACCUUUCCAUACGGCUGCUGCGCUGAUGGAAGAACGGUUGCCAAAGGUCCAAAUGCUGAAGACUGCCCAUGUGAAGCUACAACUCACGGUUGUUGUCCUGAUCACAAAACGGCUGCAAGAGGUCCAUAUAACGAAGGUUGUCCUUGUCAUUCGCUUCUGCAUGGAUGUUGCCCUGACAAUCAAACUGCAGCCCAAGGACCAAACUAUCAGGGUUGUCCUUGUAUGAUCAUGCCAUUCGGUUGCUGCCCUGAUAAGCAGAUGGCAGCUAGUGGACCAAACUUCCAGGGAUGCCCUUGCAAGUCCAUGCUGUAUGGUUGCUGCCCUGAUGGAAAAACUUCUGCCCAGGGACCAGGGUAUGAGGGAUGUCCUUGUAUAUCAUUUCCAUAUGGAUGUUGUCCUGAUGGGAUUACACCUGCUAGAGAUCAAAAUUUUGGGGGUUGCAAAGGACCCAAGAAAGUUCACAAGAAUUUAGUUACAUCUGAUGUCUGCAGUUUGCCUAAGGAGAGAGGACCUUGCCAUAACUUCACUGUGAAAUGGUAUUUUGAUGUUACUUAUGGUGGCUGCAGUCGAUUUUGGUAUGGAGGCUGUGAUGGUAAUGGAAAUCAAUUUAAUUCUCAAGAUGCUUGUGAGCAAGUGUGCGUUAACCCUGAAGGGCCUGAGGCGUGUUCUUUACCAAAAGUGGUGGGUCCGUGCAAGGGAUCUCAUCCUUCAUGGUAUUACGAACCGGAAACUGAUUCUUGCAAGAGUUUCAAUUACAGUGGAUGUCUUGGCAAUAAUAACCGAUAUAAGAGCAAAGAAAUAUGUGAAAAUAUAUGCGUUAAACAGGCUGCUUUAGACACUUGCGAUCAACCCAUGGAUGUCGGGCCUUGCAAAAAAGUGACUCAAAGGUGGUUCUUUAACAAAGCAGAAAACGCUUGCAAAGCUUUUAUCUACGGAGGCUGCAAAGGGAACAGCAACAAUUUCGAAAGCGAGAAGGAGUGCAUGCAGCGGUGUGUGAUUGCUAAGCCCAAAGAUACUGCCACUGUUUAUAAUGCCACCAUUGGAUCACAAGUGACCAUGGUCUGCAAGGGAGUCCCAUCUUCGCCAAAUGAUGAAAUUCUCUUGUUCUUGUGGUACAAGGGAGAUUCCGCCUAUCCGAUCCAUGGCGUUGAUCGAAGGAAGACCAGCGACGCCAAAUCCCAGAUCGUCAGCAGAGGAACUGACCCUCGGUUCACUGUCCAAGAAGACGAUCACUUAACCGCUUUGACCAUCCACAAAGUAAGAAAGGAAGAUGAAGGACAGUACAGGUGUCGCAUCGAUUACAAAGUAGCUCCAACUACGAAUAGGUUCAUGAAACUUAUCAUAUCAGAGCCAGACGUCUGCCACUUGCCUCAAGCCAUUGGUAAUUGCUAUCAAUUCAGGGAGCGCUGGUACUACAAUUCCAAUGAAAGGAAGUGCCAACGGUUUUACUACAGCGGCUGCGCAGGAAACGAAAAUAAUUUUGCCACAUUUAUCGAAUGCGAGAAGCAGUGCCAGAAGCCCAAUGACAAGGGCCAGUUAGAAGAAUUCCACCUUGAAUAUUGUUUGAUGGAACCUGACGCUGGUCCGUGCGAUGGAAGGAAGUUGCAGUGGUUUUAUGACAAAGACGGAGUCUGUAAGCAGUUCUAUUAUGGAGGAUGCAGAGGAAACGCUAACCGAUUUAAUACCAAAAAAGAAUGUGAAUACAAAUGCCUCGCUUCACAGGAUGUUUGCAAGCUGCCUAAGAUACGUGGCCCAUGCAGCGGCUCAUUCCCCCAGUGGUACUUUGACAAGGAGCAAGGCGAGUGCAAAGAAUUCUCAUACAGCGGUUGCCAAGGAAACGGAAACCGUUUCAAUGACAAGGAGACAUGCGAAAUACAAUGCAGGAGCCUUCCUGCUGGAAACGACCAAGAAUCUCAAGAUCCAUGCAGUCAGCAGAAGGACCCAGGUCCCUGCUUGGGUUAUUUCGUGAUGUGGUACCACGAUCCCGAAGAUAAUACUUGCAAAACAUUUGUCUACGGUGGCUGCCUCGGAAACGAUAACAGAUUUUCAAACCUGCAAGAAUGUGAUGCUAAAUGCCAUUCAAACAGUCCAUUCACUAUGAAGAAAGUGAAACCAGUUCAGCCAUCUACAGCUGCAGCAACAUUUAUUACAAAUGAAGAAAUCUGCAGGCAAAAACCAGAUGAGGGUCAUUGCAGCUAUUCUCAAAAUCGAUUCUAUUAUGAGCCAAUGAAAUCUAUGUGUCUGCCUUUCGUCUACAAAGGCUGCGGUGGAAACAAAAACCGCUUCAAGACUGCCGACUUGUGCAUGCGUUUCUGCUCAGGAGUUCAAGGUCCAGGACCUGUGCGGGAUGAGGCUGUUGGUGAAGCUGCCCCGAUUGAGCAAAACAGAAACUGCCCAACUUCCAACUGUGAUCAACUGCAAUGCCCUCACGGUAUUGAGGAAAUCAUAGAUAUCAGAGGAUGCACAUCCUGUCUGUGUACAAAUCCAUGCGAAGGCCAUAGCUGUCCCGAAGGAUCUCAGUGCGUCGUUGAGAAACAUAGAACAACGAAUGGCGAUGUUCAGUCUCAACCUUUGUGCCGCUUAAAGUCUAAAAGAGGGCAAUGCCCUGCAACUCCACCACCUGAACACCUCUUAAAUGGAACUUGCCAUGACAGAUGCCAAUCUGAUGCAGAUUGUCCUGGUGGUUUGAAAUGCUGUUUUGUUUCUUGUGCCAAAAUAUGUGUGCUGCCUUCCUUUCCAGGUGGAGAAGAAAGAAUACAAGAAAAUACUAUAGAAGAAACAGAUGGGGAAGAGAGAAUACAAGAAAAUACUAUAGAAGAAACAGAGACCCCAAGGCCUCCUCAAAUAUUUGCUGCCCGUAAAGAUAUAGCCGUAAAGAAAGGCACCUCGGCCCUUUUGCGCUGCAUUGUCAAAGGCUACCCAGCGCCCAAAAUCACUUGGACCCACAGGAACCAGCCCUUAGAUUCAGACAGCGGAGACUACAAGAUUUCUCCGGAUGGAUCGCUGCAUAUAAUGUCUGUGGGCGACGCUCACGAGGGAAUGUACACCUGCUCUGCUGAAAAUGGCAUUGGAAAACCCGUUACGCGAUUCUUCAACUUGAUUGUAUUUGUGGAUACACAAAUCAACAUCACUCUAGCGACCCCCAAGUACAAAGUGAACUCGACGUUGCAGCUGGAUUGCCUGGUGAGCGGCACGGAGCCGAUGAUCGUGAGCUGGCACUUGGGCAAGGACAGUCAGAUCCUGGUGUCGGAUAGUCACAGAAUGAUUUUCACCAAUCACACACUCUUCAUCGCAUCCGCACAGUACAACGACAGUGGAACCUACGUGUGCGAAGCUCAAAACCGGCAUGGAAAAGCGUCGGCCUCCAUGGAUAUACGAGUGCACGAUAUUUCUGUUCCAUCCACAUGCAAGGACAGUCCAUUCUUCACAAGCUGUGCCAUGAUCGUGAAACAGAACUAUUGCAUAAAUCCUACCUACGCCAAAUACUGUUGCCUUUCCUGUGCCAUUUCAGGACAAUUGCUAAACACUGGAGAUAUCGUGUCUUAGUUAAUAUAUGAAUAGCAUAGACUCUUAUGUGAAUUAUGAAGAAAAGCUACCGUAAACACAGCUUCUUACCUCAUUUGUCAUUAUAAGGCUCUGAAGGCUUUUGUAAUAUAGAUACACAGAGAUUGUACACGCAACAUUCACUUCCCGAGUAGCAUAAGAUGUAUAACACUCAAUGGUGACUCGCCAAAUCCGAAUGGAGUAGGGCUGCUAGAAAUGUUUUCAAAACCUUCAUAAUAAUUUAUUUUAAAACAUAAACUGUGAUACUCAAUUUCAGAAUUUUCUACUCUUUGGUGAUGGCUUUCUUUCGAAACUAUCUAAUUAAAAGCUUUUCUCUUUGGUCUUUAUGGGUAAUUUAUUUUAAGAGGGGGAGAGGUCAUUUUUAGUACCUGAUCGGGACAAAAAAUGGCAACAUUAGUCCUUUUUUUUUUUUUUUUUUCCUUCUUGUUAUGGAUCUAUCAGCAUUAUAAAUAUAUGGUUUUUUUUAUAUUUGUUUGUUUAAAAUAGCCAAAAUUACAGUAAGGAAAUAAUUUUUUAAAAAUAAUUGAAGCUAGUUAAAUGUAUAUUUAAAAAAAUAAUUGCAGUCCUCAUAAGACGAGCCGCCAUUGUGAAUAUUGUUCAAUACCUUUAUGCUCCAGGGAUGGUAAUUUUCUUCUUGAUUUUAUAUCUUGAUUAUAAAAGCCUUUAAAAAAACAGAGACAGUUUUACUUCGUCUUGAAAAAAAAAUGAAAAAAGGUGCUAAAUUUGAAGAAAGAAGAAUUGUUUAUUGUUUAAAUCGCUUGCUAACUUUUGACGCCAUUGUUUAAAGUAUUCUUUUUGAUUUGUGCAAUUUUCUCCCGAUGCAAUUAUGCUUGAAGAAAAUGGUGAAGAGAAUAUACGUUUUUUAAUUUAUUCAACUGCUUUGAAUCUUCCUGACUUAAUAUCGCUUUAUUUUAAUGAAACAAUUAUUCUCUGUUUAACUGUUGAUAGUGUUUGUAUAACAAAUUGUGUAAAUAUUUUAUUAAAUUUCUUCAAAUUCCUUUAAAAAAGUUUUUUAAAGUUUCGUAUACUUUUAAAUGUUUUUAUAUAGUGUUGUCAUAUGCCAUCAUAUGAAAUGUGUUCCACUUCUUUACUGUACAAAACUUCAUGUAGAUAUUUUUUAUUUAAUUUCCAAAUAGUAUCGUCACGUUCCAUUUCUAAUUAUAGUUUUAAUAGUUACUUGGAAAAGUUCUCCCAACGAAGUUUUUCUGAUUUCAAAUUUUGAGGUUAUCGCCAAGCACAUGAUAUCUAAUAAUAGUUACUUGGGACAUCGAUUAAUUAGGGUGGAUAACCUCUUAUCUGAUCCAAAACGAAAAGCAGACUCCAUUAAAACAGAACAGAGGCAUUUCCAAACAUGAGCUGUCCGAUUUGGAAGUCCCACCAAAUGGAUGUUGCUGAAGUUAGGUUUCUGUAUGUUCAAAUUUCUUAUUGGGCCUUGCUAGUCAGUCAUUUUUCAUUGCAGAAUCAAUAAUGAUUCCCAAUACGCCACUUCGCACGUAUAAUAUUUGAAUAAUCUUGCAUUUCGUUGGAUUCUUUGGCAAGGAUGGGACCCUUGCAAAGAUGAUAUGAAAGAAUUUUACAUUUUAAAGUAAUUUAAAUUUGCCGAAUGAAUUUAAAAAACCCAAUUGAUACAAGCCAUCUGACGCUCAUUGAGAUAAUCAAAAUCUAUUGUAGGGCAUUUAUUAUAUUCGAGAAAUGGCUAUUGCAGAAAUUCCAAACAGGAACAUCCAAAAGAUAACGUGAUGGAAAAGAUCCGUAAAUCAAAAAAGCAUAACAAAAAUAUUUUGUACAGUCAGUGGGUGAGCUAUAUUUUUUGUAACUAAUUUUUUUCAAUUUUUUUUUAAAUAAAAAAGGCAAAUUGUCUAAUUUUGUAUGGAAUUCUGCUAAUUGGGCAACCUCUUCAUUAUGCAAAAAUAUCCAAGUUCAGUGUGUCCCAAUUAAGCGGAAUCGACUGCAUGACAAUUUGAAAAAAAAAAUGUAUUGAAAACAUAUAUGACUAUAUAAUUAUAUUUUAUUAUAUAGAGUUUUUGAGAUAUUGACAAAUUUUAGACAAUCGUAUGAAUUUUACAAUUUCAAAAUGCAUGUUAAAUAUUUAAAUUUUUAACAACUAUGUAAUCGAAUGCCUUGUUACGGUGUUAGAUAUUUUGUUUGUUGACAAGUAGCAAAAUAAGAAGCCUUCUCUUGUGGAAUGAGUCAUAUGCAUUUUAUCAUUUGUGUUCAUUUGUACAAUCAUUGUUUUGCUCUAUUUUUUCUCUCAAUAAUUAUCAUAGCAAUUCUUAUUGCUGAAAUCUUUGUUUUGCUACACAUAAGAUUUGUUCAUUCAGUUUGUGAAAAUGUUGAUAUUUGUUUAUACAAAUUAAAUUGUUAUU
Messenger RNA from Argiope bruennichi, 9539 nucleotides. Its product is annotated as papilin-like. The transcript has 38 exons. Gene Ontology annotation, cellular component: extracellular region. The record is from RefSeq and is a predicted model, not a curated record. The coding region runs from base 112 to 7155 and encodes 2347 amino acids. Lineage: Eukaryota; Metazoa; Arthropoda; Arachnida; Araneae; Araneidae. Gene Ontology annotation, biological process: extracellular matrix organization. Gene Ontology annotation, molecular function: serine-type endopeptidase inhibitor activity.